GGCUUGACUUCCUCCUUUAGCACGGCCGUGCGCUGGAACACAGAAAUUGACUGGUGCUACUCAGUUUCCCAGCAGUAGCAUUAGAAACAAUCUAGCACGCACGCUGGAUUCUCGCUGCUCCGGCACCCGGCCGACAAGAUGAGUGCAGGAGAUGUGGUCUGCACCGGCUGGCUCAUCAAAUCUCCCCCUGAGAAGAAAUUAAAGAGAUAUGCUUGGAGGAAACGCUGGUUUGUGUUACGCAGGGGUCGUAUGAGCGGGGACCCCGAUGUGCUGGAGUACUACCGCAGCAAGAGCUCCAAGAAGCCCAUCCGCACCAUCGACCUGAAGGAGUGCGAGGUCCAGAUGCAAACGGAGGUGCGGCUUAUCAGACGCGAGUUCCAGAACCAGCACCUGUUCGUGGUGAAAACGUCCUCCCGUGUCUUCUACCUGGUGGCCAAGACCGAGGAGGAGAUGAACAGCUGGGUGCGCAGCAUCGGCCAGAUCUGUCAUUUCGGCCCACUGGAUGACGGAACAGACUCAGUGGACAGCUUUUCUCACACCCCGUCUCCCCAGCAGCCCUCCCCAGCCAUCUCCUCUCAUAUCUCUCGCAUCCCCAGCCACGACUUCGCCGCCGAUGGCAACACGACAGAAGAGAGUCGCAGUGAGUCCGAGUCUAGCCUGCCCCUGGACUACCUCUUUCUGUCACAGUGCGAGACCGGGAGGGCCAGCGUCACCAGAUGCAACAGCUGUUCAAACUCAGAGAGGUCCCUGGAGCAGACCUCUUCAGACAACACGUUUGAGGAUGUCUUCUCCUCCCCCUUCAGCACCAAUCCCGUCUUCUCUCCGUUCCUCCCAGCCGGGGUGUCAGAGCCCCCCCUAAGCGCCCCCUGUGCAUCCACGCCCCUGGACAGGCUCUGCGACUUCUCCUCCUCCACCUCCUCCCCUCGCGCCCUCCACGCCGGCCCGGACAUUUUCCAAUUCGACAAGCCUUUCUCCGCCCCGGCGCUGGAGGGGAGCACCGACGGGCAAACGCCCCCCCCUCGACCCCCCAAGCCCAGCCGCUUCUCAGAGCGUCGGACUGACGACGGCUGCCGCUGCACAGUGCAGAGGAGCGGCGAGGUGCUGUUAGCGGGACAACCUACAGCCAUCCCGAGGAGGAUCUCACUAGCCGGUCUCGACCACGUCAGAAGAGGGGAGUUUGAGAGCAGCUCAGUGAGAAGUUGGAACAAAAGACUCAGUCUUAAUUUGCCUCGCCCAAUCACUGUUCACAGUCCAAGCUGGCCGGACUCCAAUGAAGACUCCUAUGUCCCCAUGAACUCUGGUGCUUCGACUCCUCUCGGCACCUUUGACCCAGCAUCAGACGGGUACAUCCCCAUGAGCCCCAACUCCACCAAGCUGCUCAUGUCCAACGGCAAUGCCGACGCAACCCCACCUCCCACUCCCAUGCGUGGGUUGUCAGUCGACCUGGAGCCCCCUCCUGUGAACCGGGACCUCAAGCCCCGCAGGAGAGCGAGACCCCCACCUCUUGACCUGCGGGGUCUGUCCACAAUCCGGGAAUGCCCCCCCCAUCUCCCCCUGACAAGGACCCUGACGGAACCAGGCCGCCUGAUUCAUUGUACCCCAUUGGACAGAAGACGUGUGAUGGGGGGAAUUCCAGGAGAUCCAGAUGACAGCAGCAUUCCAAUGGAGUCCAGGCAGCUGUUCUUCCCUGCAAACGGGAGUGCUGCCUUUCCCUGGCCUCGGAGAUCGAACCUUGACUACCUUUCACUGGACUUCAAUUCGGCAUCCCCUUCGCCUGUGCAGAAGAAACCUUUUCUUGCUGAUGAGCACAGAGUGGACUAUGUGCAGGUGGAUGAAAAGAAGACUCAGGCCUUGCAGAACACUAAAAUGGAAUGGAAGGAUGUCCGUCAAUCCAAAGUGUAGAGCAUGCUGGGAAACACAGAAGGGAAAAAAUAUCACUGGACCACACAGCCCACUAAAAAUAACCAGCAUGAGGCUGUAUUUCGGAAAUUUUUAAGAGCGAUAAACCAUUCACUGUUUUAGGUGCCACUCUUCGAUUUUUCUCACAAUAUUACUAUGGUACAACAACAAAACAACUUCCCUAAAGUCAGAGAUAUGCAGAGAUAAUUGCACUAAAAAUACAAAGCAUUUGAAUAUUUAAGUUGCAUUCAGUAUUGUAUUACAGGAGAACA
This is a messenger RNA of Megalops cyprinoides (Indo-Pacific tarpon), 2171 nucleotides long. RefSeq names its product GRB2 associated binding protein 3 (gene gab3). NCBI's taxonomy places the organism in Eukaryota, Metazoa, Chordata, Actinopteri, Elopiformes, Megalopidae. The record is from RefSeq and is a predicted model, not a curated record.